UUUAGCGCAUGUGAAAAGUCCGAUUCCAUUCCUUGCUGUCAGUGCGUGCAGAUUCUCCCUCUAUACCUCCUCAAGCUUAGAGGAUAAGAUGACAUGCCAAACUUCGCUCAGCUCCUCUUCGAAGGCAACAAGACGACGACGCUUCAGGAGCACCGACAACGCCACGAAAUUAAGGACGCGAGGCUGUUAUCAACGUGAAUUCUGCAAAUGAAGUUAGAACUAUUCGUCACUCAAUUAGCUCCGCAUUUGGUCAGGAGUCCUUCAAUAGGGGAUUUAUUCGCGAACUUACUCAGGAAUGUGUAUGACUUACUUGUAUUCGAUCUUGUGCUGUUCUUGACAUCGACACCCUUUUUCUUUCCUCAGCACUUCUCAUCCGUUCCCCAAUAUGCGUUUCCAAACUCCCUCAAUCAUCGCCAUCGUGGCUUGCGUCGAAGGAGUCCUCUCAGCCGCAACUAACUUCCAUCUGUAUGCUUAUGGAACUGGUCUCCCCACAGGCUUAACGCUGUUCUAUGGCAACGGCCUUGCUUAUGUUAGCUUGGAUGCACCUUCCUCCGCGUCUAAUGCGGCAAACGUAAUUAUGUCUAUGACAGGCAACAAACUUGUCGUCUCCGCCGAUAGUGUAGCGUCUCAGCCAUAUUUCUACAUCGGCGCAAACGCAGACGGUGAUAAUCUUAAGACUGUGGGAUUUGCCUCGACCCCUCCACCUGGCGCUAUUUCAUCCGGGUUUGGUUUGUUUGGAGGCGGUGUGUACAGCAACCAAAAUACUGGGUCCCUCUUGAUGAACUUUGUUGCAACGCCGACCAAUGAGAAGGAUGUCUAUCUUGUAAAAUGGAACGCUGGAACUGACAAGCCCACCGGAACCAACGUGCCGAUCUCACUAAGGACUGAGGCUCCCAUUGCUGUUUAGAAUCGAGGGCCAGUGUAGACGUUGUAGAAAUGCCAAGUAACUUGUCGGUAGCAGAGAAAUUGCUGUGCUUUUUUUGAAGCGAUUUGUACUGUCAUGAAAUUAACACAUCAUUACUUAGAAAGAUACUAUGUGUAACAGGAAUGAGUCUGAUCGUCGUUGCCUCCAUGGUACCGAUGACAACAACUUAAUGU
Molecule: messenger RNA, 1098 nt
Organism: Dothidotthia symphoricarpi CBS 119687
Lineage: Eukaryota; Fungi; Ascomycota; Dothideomycetes; Pleosporales; Dothidotthiaceae
Exons: 4
Coding region: 386-907 (173 amino acids)
Source: RefSeq, a predicted model, not a curated record